This is a messenger RNA of Camelina sativa (false flax), 1551 nucleotides long. Its product is annotated as dof zinc finger protein DOF2.2. Gene Ontology annotation, biological process: regulation of DNA-templated transcription. NCBI's taxonomy places the organism in Eukaryota, Viridiplantae, Streptophyta, Magnoliopsida, Brassicales, Brassicaceae. The record is from RefSeq and is a predicted model, not a curated record. Gene Ontology annotation, molecular function: DNA-binding transcription factor activity; DNA binding.
UAUGUUCUUACUUUAUCUUUGUGCUCAUUCUCUAUCAUCAUCUUCUCUCUAAACCUCUACUCUUCUCUCUUUCCCUUUUGGUUCUGUGCUCUCCCUCACAUCUUCUUUAGCCUUUGGUUCCCUUCUUUCGUUUUUAUUUUGAUUCUCCCACCAUUUUUGUUCUUUUGAGUUUUAAAGAUCCAUCAAACUUUAUUAAAGAAAGAAGAACAAAGAGAUAAAAGGGAAGAAGAACAAUGGUUUUCUCAUCCGUCUCAAGCUUUUUAGAUCCACCAAUUAAUUGGCCACAGUCUACGAAUUCGAAUAAUCAUCCUCAUCACCUUCAGCUACAAGAAAAUGGAAGUUUAGUUAGUGGCCACCACCAAGUACUCUCUCACCACUUCCCACAAAACCCUAACCCUAACCACCACCAUGUUGAUACCACAGCCGCCACCAGCGUUGAUCCGGGAGGUCUCAAUGGCCAGGCGGCUGAGAGAGCAAGGCUAGCUAAGAACUCUCAGCCGCCGGAGGGAGCCUUAAAGUGCCCAAGAUGCGACUCAGCCAAUACUAAGUUCUGUUACUUCAACAACUACAACCUCACGCAGCCACGUCACUUCUGCAAGGCUUGCCGCCGCUACUGGACACGUGGUGGUGCCUUGAGGAACGUACCUGUCGGUGGUGGCUGCCGGAGGAACAAGAAGGGUAAAUCCGGAAAUUCAAAGUCUUCAUCCUCCUCCUCCCAGAACAAACCAUCAACAUCUAUGGUCAACGUUACAAGCCCUACAACUACUAGUAAUGUCCAGCACCAAACAAAUAGCCAAUUCCCAUUUUUGCCCACUCUACAAAACCUCACUCAACUCGGUGGUAUCGGUUUAAACUUAUCCCCCAUUAAUGGAAAUAAUGGUAACACUAGCUCAGGUUACUUGAAUGAUUUAGGUAAUUUUUAUCAUGGUGGCAACACUUCAGGUCCGGUCAUGGGUAACAACAACAACAACAACAGCAACAACGGGAAUAACAUAAUGACUUCUCUUGGAUCAGCAAACCACUUUGCUUUGUUUGAUCGAACCAUGGGAUUAUAUAAUUUCCCUAACGAGGGCAAUAUGGGAUUAUCUUCUAAUGGAGCUACUAGGGUUUCUCAAACUGCUCCGGUGAAAAUGGAAGACAACCAUUUGGGUAAUAUAAGCCGGCCGGCUUCGGGUUUGACAUCUCCGGAGAAUCAAUCCAAUCAAUAUUGGACUGGACAGGGUCUCCCUGGUUCUUCUUCAAACGAUCAUCACCAGCACCUUAUGUGAGUGUUACUUUGCUGUCGGAUUAUCCAUGGAUCUCGUUAACGGUCCAAUGCAUAUGGAAAAACUAUAAGGUAUAUUAGAAUGGGUUUGUUAUAGUGAUCAUUGGGUGCAUAUAGAAUCAGGUGCACAAAGAUAUAUUAUUCGUAUUGUGUGAUUAUGAGAACUUGUUAGUUGUGUGAGUGUCUGUCGAGUUUGUGUUUGUUGAUCAAUUCGUAUUAUUCACUUGGAUAUUCAUAAAAUAAUACUAACUUUUUGUAUGUUCUUAUAUAUUUAUUUUUCUGCUGAA